Molecule: messenger RNA, 1607 nt
Organism: Paramecium sonneborni
Lineage: Eukaryota; Ciliophora; Oligohymenophorea; Peniculida; Parameciidae
Source: the annotation of a GenBank genome assembly
AUGAAAAGCAUUGUUAAUAAUCCUUAUGAAAACUCUUAUCAAUCUUAAAUCAUUUGUAAAAUGUUUAAUCUUACACAAGAACCUACUUUGAUAUCGUAGCAGUUAGCAAACACUUAGAUACAAAAAUAGUCAUUAUAAUCAAUUCCUUUGGUUCCAUUACGAUAAGGAUAUAAAUCAUAGACCACAAUCAGACCAUCAAUAUUUUAGUCUAAAGUUGAAGAGUCAUCAAAUUUAAAUAGGUAUCAAAUGAUCUAUAAAACUUAAGAGAUGCUUCCUGUCUCAUAGCUAAACUUGAUUCUUUGAGAGAAAUUAAAACUUAAGAGAGUCCUAUCAGACAUCAUAAAACAACCUUAGUUCAUCCUUAAUCUAGUGUUGUUUUAGAAAUCAAAAACAAUGCUUCUAAAACUGCACAAUUAUAACAAGGUGUAUAUGCAAGUUGUGUUUAACCUUUCCGUUCAUCCAAAAGUAAUGCAAGCUCUAGUGUAUCACAUAGUCAAUAGUGGAGUAAGACUUUGCCUCCACAAAAAAAUUAUGAAGCACUUAUAGAAACCCUUAUGAAAGAGCAAGAAACUGUUGUUAAACAAUAUUGUGAAAAAAUAACACUUUUAGAAUAACAAAUUAUUGUACUUUCUUAAGAGAAUACCAAUCUUAUGGAAUAAAAUAAAUUGCUUUUGACUCAAAAUAUUCAGUUAAAUGAAGAAAUCACAUAAUGGAAAAAUUAAGUAAAUCUCGUUCUUUAAUAAUCGUAAAUAAAUUAAAAAACAUAAAAUGAUAUUGAAAUUUUAGAAAAGUAAUUAGAGUACAAGUAGGAUGAGCUUAAUCAAAUCAUCUCAAAUCUUGAAUCAAUCAAAAAUAUUAAUCUUAAAUAUGAAAAAACUAUUAAAGAGUAAUAAGAUCAAAUCAAUUCAAUUUUUCAAUAAAAAGAAUAAGAUAACGAUAUACACUUAGCUUAAAUUACAUCUCAAAACUAAACCAUUUAAGAAAUGGAAAAAAAAAUAAAUUAAUAUUUAAAAAAUGAAUCCUCAUCAUAAAUAUUAAUUAAUGAUUUAUAAAAUAAACUCAAAUAAUUAGAAUAAUAAUUAGAAAAAACUAAAAUAGCUUAUCAAUAAACUCCCAUUAAAAUUAAUGUUAAAGAUUAAUAUGAAUACAAACAAUUAGUUUUGGAAUUAGAUAGUAAAUGUGUGACACUAACUGAAAAAGAAACUUAAGUAGAAGCAUUAAAAAUUAAGAAUUCUAUGCUAUAACAAUAGCUAAUUUAACUAUAAUCAUGCCAAUUAGGUAUCAGGGAUUAUGAAACUGGACUCAAAUAAAAGCAGUAGGAAAUUAAUGAAUUAUAAUUAGCAUUAUAAAGAGAAAAAUAAGAAUUUGAUAACCUUACAUAAUAAUUGCAAAUUAAUUAGAAUAAUAAAAAUGAAGAAUAUGAAAAAAUUAUCAAUUAAUUGGAAUAAACAUUAAUAAGUAAAAAUGAGGAAUUAGAGAAAAUGUCCCUUUAGUUGAAAACUGUAAGAAAAGAAAAAGCUAAAUUAUCGAUGAAUCUUAUUACAGCUGGUAUGGCCAAACUAGUUAUGGAAUCUUAAGUUUCAACUUAAAGUGAAAUUUCUUCUUGA